ACUUAACCAACAUUCUGCAGUAAAUGCAAAUCAUACUAUCCGUGAAGAUUAUCCCUCUUAGCACACAUUCAAUCCUAAAGGCCUUUCAAGCAGCCUAACUCAAUCUCUAUUCCAAUAUGGCUUCGCAAAACCCCACUCCAUACCCGUUCCAAUUCGACCCCUCCGAUCACAUUGAAACACACAAUAAUACCACCACAUUGACACUCAAGAAUGUCCGCGGCAAAAUCCCAUCUGCACAGACCUCUAGUCUACGUACAAUGUGGCUAGAAGCUCACCAAGAUCCUACCAAAAUCAUAGCCCAUCCCUGUGGCUACGACGGCCUUUCUGCACGACUGAUAGAGGAAGCUGGCUUCCCUAUGAUAUUCAUUUCCGGAUUCGCAGUGGCAGCCUCUCAUGGUCUCCCGGAUACCGGGUACAUCGCCAUGGGAGAAAUGUCCGCCCGAAUCCAGGAAAUAGUUCGUGUGACGAGUAUACCUAUUAUGGUGGAUGGAGACACCGGGUACGGGAGUCCUAUGAAUGUGCGACGCACUGUGGAGUGUUUUGCUGCGGCGGGUGCAGCGGGCGUGAUGAUUGAGGAUCAGACAUGGCCGAAGAGAUGCGGCCACACAAAGGGUAAAUCGGUUGUAUCUCGAGGCGAAGCCUACGCGAGGAUACAGGCUGCUGUUGAUGCACGUAAUCAGGGACGGGAUAUUUUUAUCUUGGCAAGGACGGAUUCAUUGAUCCACGGGUGGGACGAAGCGAUGACUCGGGCGAAAGAGUUCAAGCGCUUAGGAGCAGAUGGCGUCUUUGUUGAGGCGUUACCUGACAAAGAAGCUAUGAGGAAGUGCGCAGAGGAACUGGAUAUCCCUUUGCUUGCUAAUAUAAUUGAGGGCGGAAAGUCAGAGAACUUAUCUGCUAAGGAGCUAGCAGAGUUGGGGUUUGCAGCUGUCGCAUACCCCUGGACGCUGGUAGCUGCAAGGCUUAAGAGCAUUCGGGAGGCUUUGGAUGGACUAAAGCGCAGUCUAAUGACUGGGGCUCCACCUAUGAUACUUGGGUACUGUGAUGUCUGUGAGGGUGUUGGGUUCAACAAGUAUUGGGAUUUGGAGUCAAGAUAUGAGUAUGAUGAGGAAGGUCUCACAAACCCUCCCAAAGCUGCUUGAUCAUGACACCACCUACAUCAAAUGGGAACUUGCCUGGCUGAAUUUCCCGAAGUUGGCUCCGCGGACAUGCACUCUGAAUAUCGAUGACCCGGACUCUUGCCUAGCUCAGCGCGAAUACUACAAAACAAUGAAUUAGGGAAUAGCACUGAUAUAUGAUAUC
Molecule: messenger RNA, 1299 nt
Organism: Aspergillus costaricaensis CBS 115574
Lineage: Eukaryota; Fungi; Ascomycota; Eurotiomycetes; Eurotiales; Aspergillaceae
Product: isocitrate lyase/PEP mutase family protein
Exons: 3
Coding region: 117-1139 (340 amino acids)
Molecular function (GO): catalytic activity
Source: RefSeq, a predicted model, not a curated record